AUGGGGCAGUGUGUAUCGAGCAGCAAUGCUGGCGCAGGCAGCAGCGAUGCCGAAAGGCCUGACGCUCGCUGUCAAACUCCCGGCUGCCAGAGAGUCUGCGAUCCAGGGUCCAAAUCACGAUACUGCGCUCAACAUGCCGUUUGUAGACGGCAGGGAUGCGUGAGGCCUCGAUACCGCAAGGGCCCAUAUUGUCAGGAACACAUGUGCCGCUCCGGCCCCUCGACAACGUAUGAGUUCACUCUGACUCCAGGACCAGAUACGUGUCGAGUCUCCAGAUGUCCCAAUAAUCAAGCCAAACUUCACGAUGCGCGAUUUACCAAUCAUUUAUGCUGGGACCACCAACCCCCGGAAGUCCAAGAUGCGUACCUGCUCGGAUACCUGUUUGGCGAGGAAGAUAUCCAUGUGGCAAACGCAAACGAGCCUCAGCAACAACAGCAACAACGCAGCAGGCGCAAGCGUUCUCGCCAGAAGCCAAAGUCCGCACCGGCCGCGACGCAACCUACAAUCGUAGCCGAGCCUCGAGACCAGGUAUCCGAAGAUCCCUCGUCAAGUUCAGACGACGUCGAUAUUAUAGUCGCAGCUCAUCAGCUGUCUACCAUAGGGGAGGAACCGGAAAGAGAAGACGCCAUGCGCUCGACGCAGAAAUCUCGACAGGAGAAACCAGGAACAGCGCCAGGAACAGCGCCGGGAACACCGACGGCUCGUCGCAGUCAGAAGACGGUUCACUUCGCAGAUCCUGCCCCUCGAGCCUCCAUAGCCGCUGAGAAACCAUUCGUCGAGACGACCGCGGAUACCUGGGUUGCCGAGCCCCUUUCCUCGUCCGCGACAGCUCGUCUUCGAACCUCCCACCACCGGCGGAGCCUGGACGGACGGCCCGGAUAUCGGUCUUCGCCAAAGACGUCUGGCAGUCUCGCCGCUCCGGCUGCGAACAACCGUGAGAGGCGUCAUAGCACCGGCAGUGCCCCAAAGUCUGCCGACGUGAAGCGGGCAACGAGAACGAGGGCCAGCCGCUGA
Molecule: messenger RNA, 1014 nt
Organism: Colletotrichum acutatum
Lineage: Eukaryota; Fungi; Ascomycota; Sordariomycetes; Glomerellales; Glomerellaceae
Exons: 2
Coding region: 1-1014 (337 amino acids)
Source: RefSeq, a predicted model, not a curated record